AUGGGUAUGGGCGAUAGAAGAAGCUUACGGAUUAACAAGAACAUGGGAGAUUUCGAGAACGUCGACGAUGAUAUGGACCUAAGGAGAGGUCCAUGGACCGUCGACGAAGAUUUCAAGCUCAUGAGUUACAUUUCUACUCAUGGUGAAGGCCGAUGGAACUCUCUCGCUCGUUGCGCCGGACUCAAACGGACCGGAAAAAGCUGCAGACUACGGUGGCUGAACUAUCUCCGGCCAGAUGUCCGCCGUGGAAACAUAACCCUCGAAGAACAACUCUUGAUUCUCGAACUUCACUUCCGUUGGGGCAAUAGAUGGUCUAAGAUUGCACAAUAUUUACCGGGAAGAACAGAUAACGAGAUCAAAAACUAUUGGAGAACACGUGUUCAAAAGCAUGCAAAGCAGCUUAGAUGCGACGUGAACAGUAAACAAUUUAAAGACACCAUGAGGUAUCUUUGGAUGCCUCGGCUCGUUGAGCGCAUCCAAGCCGCCUCCGCUUCACCCUCCACCGGAUCCGUUGCGCCGUCAUCUUGCGUGACCACUCCCUCAGAUCAGUUCGCGAUGACGUCAUAUGAUCAAGGAGUCAACAACACCACCAGCAUGGCCAUGGACCAUUUGGGUUUAGUGAACAUUCCUAGUGGUUACGUCACGCCGGAAAAUUCGAGCGUGGUGGCAGUAUCUCCGGCGUCCGAUUUGACGGAGUAUCAUGUGGGGAGUGAAGUGGGAAAGAUUGAGAACUGUUAUAAUCCGGAUCAGAAUUUGGAGCAGAGUUAUCUUAAUUGGUUUGAAAAUAUUAAUGGUUCGGUACCUUCUUAUUCGGACAGUUUUUGGAACACUGGAAGUGAUGAAGACUUUUGGCUCUUAGAGCAACAACAACAGCAGCAGCUCCUCAGCUAUGGAAGCUUCUGAAUAGAUAAUAAAUUAUUUAUAAAAGAAAAGAUGAAAAUGAAUGGUAAAGUGGAUUAAUUAGUGUGUGUGAAAGGAAUUUGUGUUAAAGGAAAAAGAAAAGCUUCUGUUUGAAAAAGUAGGGUUUGUUAAAAUAUUAUAGCAGCUUUAGAUAUAUAUUGGGGGCGAUUAGGAAAUUGUUAUUUUUGGAGUAAAUUUGAUUGGUUUGUGUGUCCUUUGGGAUUUUGAUAGUAUAUUUAUGUUGAUAAUCAAAUUAAGAACUGAAUAUCUCCUUUUUGUCGUUUGUGAAUUGAUUUAAAAGAUGUUUUGAAAC
Thlaspi arvense is the source of this 1213-nucleotide messenger RNA. The record is from the annotation of a GenBank genome assembly. NCBI's taxonomy places the organism in Eukaryota, Viridiplantae, Streptophyta, Magnoliopsida, Brassicales, Brassicaceae.